CACAGUGAAGUCUGCUACUAUGGUAUGUGUUUAGUCUGCACAAGUGAAUGUUGGAUGCGGAUUGCUGAUAUCAGACCUCUUCAAAGGCCGCUUCACAAUCCGAACACGAACAGUCCGUUGAGCAACCUGCCGAGCAACCUGCCCAUCCACAAGGUCAACAAAGAGAACCGUCACAACUAAGGAUGAGCAUUUCCCCUAAGCAAAACAAAUCUGAGGCAGACCUGUCUGCCACUUCCGUGCCGUCUGAUCCUGACGCGCGCAAAGCAUUCAUUCAGCAGGUAAGACGGAGAUGUCUGAUUGCUCUCCGGAUUCAGCUGACCCUCAGCAGAAAGCAACUCUUCUUCGGGGCAGAAUCCAGACCGCGAUGAAGCGUGUCAAGGAUCCGCAGCUCGACCGCAGGGUGUCCGAGCUUGAAGCUCACAGCCGUAAGCGUCUGAGAUUCUCCAUGCCUGCGAGCCCAACAAAGGAAGCUGCAGCUUCGCAGCAGACCGCGAGUUCGCCAGCCAAGGUCCUCAAGCUUCUUCCGGCUCCCGAACUGAAACCGACUGCGUAUUCUGCCCGCUACGUUUCAGACAUCCCUUCCUCUCCUCCCGCAUCCGCUGGCGAAGAGCCUCACGACGACAUGCCCACGCCCACUCAGAACAAUCCGCGCCCAGAACCACGCACUCCCGCAGCGCCCGUGCAGCUGAGCAGUCCGCCUGGCACUGCGAACCGUGAAGAGAAGACGGAAAAGACAGACAAUGCAAAAGAGGAACUCGACGAAUCACAGUUUUCGAAUUAUGUCGAUUAUAUGAUAGCCAAGCGGAGCAGGGACGGUGUUGCGCUCGACGGCUUGAUUCAACUCAUGAAGACAACCGACAAGUACGAUGGUUUGGACAUGUGGACUGGAUGAGCGGUUUUUUUCUCUUCGCGGGCUUUAACAAGCAAUGAGGCAUUUUCGAUUCUUGUACAAUAUGAUUAGGGAUACCCUGUGUCGGGGAUAGGUUUGGGGAACUGCUCUGUUGCAUGCAUGCUAGUUAAUCACUCAUGACAUUCCUGCUUUUUAGAUGCGGCAGGAUCAUAACGUCUGUCAGUUAACGGCCAGCUAUCUGGAACUUUUGACAAAUGCAUAUUGAAAAGGCCACGGUCAGUCGACCAGUUGCAUCAUUAAUGAGCGGUCCAGGUCGUAAUGCUCCUGAUAACGGUAGAUUUCUCACGUGAAGUCACGUGAACCGUGUAGACCUAGAAGGGUUUCAAUCCGGAUGCCUGCAUUCAAGCCGU
Paecilomyces variotii is the source of this 1260-nucleotide messenger RNA. RefSeq lists its product as hypothetical. The record is from RefSeq and is a predicted model, not a curated record. Lineage: Eukaryota; Fungi; Ascomycota; Eurotiomycetes; Eurotiales; Thermoascaceae. The coding region runs from base 290 to 892 and encodes 200 amino acids. The transcript has a single exon.